Messenger RNA from Drosophila santomea, 586 nucleotides. Its product is annotated as catenin alpha-like. Gene Ontology annotation, molecular function: beta-catenin binding; actin filament binding. The record is from RefSeq and is a predicted model, not a curated record. Lineage: Eukaryota; Metazoa; Arthropoda; Insecta; Diptera; Drosophilidae. Gene Ontology annotation, biological process: cell-cell adhesion; cell migration. The coding region runs from base 39 to 491 and encodes 150 amino acids. The transcript is spliced from 3 exons. Gene Ontology annotation, cellular component: adherens junction; catenin complex.
CUUUUUAUUUCCGAGGAUGAGGUCUUUUAAAAACUACGAUGGAUGUUAUUAACGCAGCUAAAAAAAUUUCUGAAGCUGGUACUAAGCUGGAUAAACUAACCAGGGAAAUAGCAGAGCAAUGCCCAGAAAGCAGUACAAAAAAGGACCUGUUGGCGUAUUUGCAACGCAUUGCCCUAUAUUGUCAUCAAAUUCAAAUAACUUCAAAAGUAAAAGCAGAUGUUCAAAAUAUAAGCGGUGAACUUAUUGUUUCCGGGCUGGAUAGUGCUACAUCGUUAAUUCAAGCGGCUAAAAAUUUAAUGAACGCCGUUGUAUUACCGGUAAAGUACUCAUAUGUGGCAUCAACAAAAUAUACAAGGCAAGAAACUGUGUCUUCCCCAAUUGUAGUAUGGAAAAUGAAAGCACCAGAAAAAAAACCUUUGGUCAGGCCGGAAAAACCAGAAGAAGUACGAGCCAAAGUUCGCAAGUUCCAAAGUCCUGCUGACGCUGUUUAAAAAUUGAUUUUCUAUCAAUAUCUAUUAAUUACCAUAAACAAAGUAGUAUUAAAAUCAUUGCGCUUAUCUAUGGUUAAGAGGGCUGCUACAUAUAA